CAACAACAACAACAAAAAAACAUGCACACGGUGACUGUGCAUUUAUUUAUUUUUUAUAUUUUGAAAUUUCGUUUCAUUCUUAGAAAAAAAAUAUGUAAAAAACUUCCAAAAUAUAUAUAAAAACCCAUGAGAUGAGUAAAUCAUUUGCACACGUGUUACUUUCCAGUGUAAACCAUAUCCAAACAACUAAAAUUAAAUAAGAAAUAAAAUAACAUUUCGUUCUUUAUUUAUUCAUUCAAAUUUAAAUUUGCAUCCUGUUUUUAACCCAUAAAUGACAGUAAAUCCUUCAACAUCACCAAGCAAACAGACUUUUUUCACAGGACAGUGCAGCAGUGUGGUUUUACUUUAUUAUGACAGUGUGAAAUAUGGGAUUUAAAAAUAAAUAAAUAAAAUGUCCCUGUUUGUUUAAAGAUGGAGGAAGACUGGACGAAGCUGAUGCUGACAUCGUUUCCUGCUGUGCGUUUUUUUUUUUUUUUUUUUUUUUUCUUUUUUGUAUGAAGUUGUUGCUCGGCUUUCUGCAGUGAUAUCACUAUAGUUGAUCAUAAAAACAAGCUGUAAUUAUAGCUCUCUGUGUCACCCUGGCUGGUCCAGACAUGUGCUGUAGCUGACGCAUCCGGAGCAUGUGGGCCACUCCGCUCCCACCACUGACACUGUUUCUGUUCCCAUGUGGAGCUAUGAGAGAGUCUUAGAUAGAGUUUCCCCUCCGUGCCUCCAGUGUUAUUAAUAAACAGUGUGCCUCUGUUUUCCUGAAGGCGCAGCACACUGAAGUGGCCUCCUUAAAGCUAGCAGCAGACUGUUCACGUAGCUGUCUGAGCAGCUGUCUGGGUUGUCAUCUCCAAACAAAAUUCUUACUCCCUAGCUAGCCUCUUAGAUCGUCAUGGAAUAUCAAACACCAGUGGAGGACAGGAAGGACGUGGCAGCUACUGAGGACUCACACUCAGGUCUUCAGAGAUAUGUUGAAUAUACCUCACAGAGCCGCCAUACUGACUCAGAAUCAGAGAGUACCUUUCCUCAAAAUGAGCGCACACAACAGCCCACAACAAACACGGGCAGUUUGGGGGAGCUUUUUGAGCACUGCAUCCAACAAGUGUCUCGUCUAGAGAGGCAGAGAGACGAGCUCAUACAAGAGCUCCUUCGUCUUCAGGAACCCAUGCUCCGGGUUGUGGAUCACCUGAGAGGGAAGCUGGCGGGGACGCGGAGGCAGCUCACCCUGGCUCAGCUGGAUUAUGUUGCUGUUAAUGAGGAAGUGCAGCAGGUGAAGAGGAAACUAUUCGCCACAGCCAGAGACUGCAUCCAGAGCCAGGUGACGCUGGCUGACCAAGAGUACGAGGUGGCUCAGUCUGCUGUCACACAGGAGGAGCUGAAGGCCCACAUCCAAACUCUGACCCAGGAGUCGUCCGAGCUGCAGAACGCCCACCAGAAGCAGCUCAACUCCCUCAGGAGUCAGUCCGCCAGGUCCUGCAGGCCCAGGGCCAUGAGUGACGUCAGCCAGUGCCGCCAGGCCUCCGUCAGGCUGCAGCGGAGACUCAGCGGGAGCGUGAGGGCGCUGGAGGGCUGGUAUGAGCCUCGUCUCAUGGCCCUGCUGAAGAGGAGGCAGGCCGGGGAGGAGGCCUUGAGAAAGGGCAGGGAGCAGGCGACGGACCUGAGGGCCAGCUUGGGGCCCCUGAGAGAGAACAUAAAGACGCUGGAGGUGCAGAGAUCCUGUUUAGUGCAGAGGAUCGCUCUCAUGGAGGCAGAGAGGGAGGAGAGCAUUGCACAACACAAGGAGACUGUGGAGAAACUUAAAGAGACUCUUAGAGGACUCGAAGUGGAGUUCGAGGUUCAGAAAAAAAUUAAGAAAGAUUUGGAGGAUGUUAAGGAUGGACUUUUAACAGAGCUGACGUUUCUGAGAGGCUGUGAUGAACCCAGUGAACGUACUGCAGAAGAAGAUCCAUCAUUUUCCAGUGGUUAUUCUUAACCAGACAUCAAACCACAACACUGCAUCUACACAGACCCAUUUAAGACUAAAACCAGUAAGGGUUUUAGUCUUACAUGCAACUUAACAUCUGACUUGCUCAGCCAAGAAAAACCUAAAACGGUUUUACUGUAAAUAUUUUAUUAUGAAUAUACUUAAGUACACAAGAGAUCAGAUGCAGCAGAGAAACAAAAUGCAGAGGAAAAUAACACACAUACAAAUGACACAACAAACGAUCUGGAAAACUACAUAUAUCAAGCAAA
Molecule: messenger RNA, 2217 nt
Organism: Mugil cephalus (flathead mullet)
Lineage: Eukaryota; Metazoa; Chordata; Actinopteri; Mugiliformes; Mugilidae
Product: syncoilin-like
Exons: 5
Coding region: 878-1957 (359 amino acids)
Cellular component (GO): intermediate filament
Source: RefSeq, a predicted model, not a curated record